AUGGUUUCAAUAUCAAGUCUGCCUUGUGAAGUUCUAGAGAUGGUUUUCCAAAACAUAAAUCAGCACCAGGCAUUGGUCAUGGCUCCAUUGCAAUCAAAGUUGUACAUUUUAGCAAAAGGAAAACUUUACAAAAACAUUCAUGUAUAUAGUUCGGGAGAUUUGAAAAAUGACGACAACAAAGAACCAAAUAAACAAUUACGCAAAUACCCGAAGAAUAUCAACAACAUAAAAACUAAUGAGUACACAAUUAUCUCAUCCAGAACAUUUGAGAGGUACUUAACGAGGAUGGAUGGUGAUAUGAAGAUCACAAGCUUGGACAUUGUCGCAAACUUUGUUGCCUCACUGGACUCCCUUUUCAAGCAUUUCAAUUACAUAAAAAAUCUUGAAUUGAUUUGGAGUUGCACUUGUACGCUUGAUGACUAUUUGUAUACCCUCGGUUUCCAUUCAUUUUGCAAAGAAACUGUCACCUUUAGUCCGACGCGGAACUCAAUGUAUUAUACUCAAAUGUUUUGCAUGCCCGUGCUCUCAGCACAUGAAAGAAAGGCUUCUAAAAUUGAAGGUACACUUUUCUACGCCAGCACCUUUUAA
Molecule: messenger RNA, 588 nt
Organism: Lodderomyces theae
Lineage: Eukaryota; Fungi; Ascomycota; Pichiomycetes; Serinales; Debaryomycetaceae
Exons: 1
Coding region: 1-588 (195 amino acids)
Source: RefSeq, a predicted model, not a curated record